Molecule: messenger RNA, 2411 nt
Organism: Mesocricetus auratus (golden hamster)
Lineage: Eukaryota; Metazoa; Chordata; Mammalia; Rodentia; Cricetidae
Gene: Isl1
Product: ISL LIM homeobox 1
Exons: 6
Coding region: 294-1343 (349 amino acids)
Biological process (GO): axonogenesis; positive regulation of transcription by RNA polymerase II; neuron fate specification
Cellular component (GO): nucleus
Molecular function (GO): cis-regulatory region sequence-specific DNA binding; DNA-binding transcription factor activity, RNA polymerase II-specific
Source: RefSeq, a predicted model, not a curated record
GCGAUGGAGCUGAGUUGGAGCUGAGAAGUUUGAGUAAGAGAUAAGGAAGAGAGGUGCCCGGAGCCGCUCGAGUCCGCCGCCGCCGCAGCGCCUCUGCUCCGCCAACUCCGCCGCCUUAAAUCGGACUCCCGGAUCGGCAAGGGCGCGGCGCAGCGGGUCAGCGGCUCCCUCAGCCUUGGCAACCCCGGGGGCCACUGUUUCCCACCUAGCCACAGCACCAGCAUCCUCUCUGUGGGCUGUUCUCCAACUGUCCAACCACCAUUUCACUGUGGACAUUACUCCCUCUUACAGAUAUGGGAGACAUGGGCGAUCCACCAAAAAAAAAACGUCUGAUUUCCCUAUGUGUUGGUUGCGGCAAUCAAAUUCACGAUCAGUAUAUUCUGAGGGUUUCUCCGGAUUUGGAAUGGCAUGCGGCAUGUUUGAAAUGUGCGGAGUGUAAUCAGUAUUUGGACGAGAGCUGUACUUGCUUUGUUAGGGAUGGAAAAACCUACUGUAAAAGAGAUUAUAUCAGGUUGUAUGGGAUCAAAUGCGCCAAAUGCAGCAUUGGCUUCAGCAAGAACGACUUCGUGAUGCGUGCCCGCUCCAAGGUGUACCACAUCGAGUGUUUCCGCUGUGUAGCCUGCAGCAGGCAGCUCAUCCCGGGAGACGAAUUCGCGCUGCGGGAGGAUGGGCUUUUCUGCCGCGCGGAUCACGAUGUGGUGGAGAGAGCCAGCCUGGGAGCUGGAGACCCUCUCAGUCCCUUGCAUCCUGCGCGGCCCCUGCAAAUGGCAGCCGAGCCCAUCUCCGCUAGGCAGCCAGCCCUGCGGCCUCACGUCCACAAGCAGCCUGAGAAGACCACCCGCGUGCGGACUGUGCUCAACGAGAAGCAGCUGCACACCUUGCGGACUUGCUACGCCGCCAACCCUCGGCCAGAUGCGCUCAUGAAGGAGCAACUAGUGGAGAUGACCGGCCUCAGCCCCCGAGUGAUCCGAGUCUGGUUUCAAAACAAGAGGUGCAAGGACAAGAAGCGCAGCAUCAUGAUGAAGCAGCUCCAACAGCAGCAGCCCAACGACAAAACUAACAUCCAAGGGAUGACAGGAACUCCCAUGGUGGCUGCUAGUCCGGAGAGACAUGAUGGUGGUUUACAGGCUAACCCAGUAGAGGUGCAAAGUUACCAACCGCCCUGGAAAGUACUGAGCGACUUCGCCUUGCAGAGUGACAUAGAUCAGCCGGCUUUUCAGCAACUGGUCAAUUUUUCAGAAGGAGGACCAGGCUCUAAUUCCACUGGCAGUGAAGUGGCAUCGAUGUCCUCUCAGCUCCCAGAUACACCCAACAGCAUGGUAGCCAGUCCUAUUGAGGCAUGAGGACUGUUCAUUCAGAUCUAUUUCUUUUCCCUGUUGGAGAAAGUGGGAAGUUAUGUUGAACUCCGAAAUAAAAGUAUUUAACGACCCAGUCAAAGAAAACUGAAUCAAGAAACGAACGCUCCAUGAAGUGCACGAAGUCUGUUUUAAUGACAAGGUGAUAUGGUAGCAACACUGUGAAGACAAUCAUGGGAUUUUACUAGAAUUAAAAAACAAACAAAACCCCAAGCCCAACAUAUGCUAUUCAAAUGACCUUAGGAGUACUGAAAAAGAAUAAUAAUAAAAGACGUUUUUAAAACGUAGAGGAUUUAUAUUCAAGGAUCUCAAAAAAAAAGCAUUUUCAUUUCACUGCACAUCUAGAGGAAAAGCAGAAAUAGAAAAUUUUCUAGUCCACCCUAUUCUGAAUGGUGCUGUUUCUAUAUUGGUCAUUGCCUUGCCAAACAGGAGCUCCAGCACAGAGCUGAAGAAACUGGCCUCAGUGGCUGAAAGAGUACUUUCAGGAAGGCGGAGCUACGUUGGGUUGGUUUGCUAUGCUUUUAGUUGAUGUUGACAAGGGGUUAAUUGAAAUUCUGGGUCUCUCUAGCAUGCCCUGUAGCCGGUUUCUCUAUUACUUUUGCCUUUUCUCCUAUUUUCCCUUUCUUUUUCUUUAUUUCUUUCCUUUUUUAAUUUUUAAAAAAAAUUUUUUGAGAUCCAUCCUCUAUCAAGAAGUCUGAAGCGACUUUAAAGGUUUUUGAAUUCAGAUUUGAAAACCAACUUACAAAGCAUUGCAACAAGGUUACCUCUAUUUUGCCACAAGCGUCUCGGGAUUGUGUUUGACUUGUGUCUGUCCAAGAACUUUCCCCCCAAAGAUGUGUAUAGUUAUUGGUUAAAAAUGACUGUUUUCGCUCUUUCUGGAAAUAAAGAGGAAAAAAGGAAACUUUUUUUGUUUGCUCUUGCAUUGCAAAAAUUAUAAAGUAAUUUAUUAUUUAUUGUCAGGAGACUUGCCACUUUUCAUGUCAUUUGACAUUUUUUGUUUGCUGAAGUAAAAAAAAAGAUAAAGGUUGUACCGUGGUCUUUGAAUUAUAUGUCUAA